AUCGAGCGACAAGCCCCUAGGGACUGCACCACAUCCGCCGCCACCGGGGUUGGGAGCGACCGGGCUGAUCGGUGCACGGCGGCAAUGGGCGGCGGGCGCAAGCGCGGCCGGACGCAGCGGCGGCACUUCAAGCAGAGCCGGGAGAACGUAUGGAAGCACGAGACCAAGCAGAGCCGGUCCGAUGACCCCUCGGCCGAGGGCGAGUCCAACCCCACCUGGCAGCCUUUCGCCACCCAGAACCCCGGAUUCGAGGAGUACUACAAGGAGCAAGGUAUUGUACCGGAGGAUGAGUGGGAAGAAUUCAUUUGUGUCCUCCGGAAGCCACUACCAGCUGCAUUUAGAAUAAAUCUGAGUGGCCAGUUCUGUAAGGAUAUCAUGCUGCAGUUGGAAAAUGACUUCAUACAAUCUCUGAAAGCUGAGGUUAAUGAUGUGUGUGAAAUGGAAGCUAUUAGACCUUUGCCUUGGUAUCCAGGGAAACUCGCCUGGCACAUGAAUUUCUCGAGGAUGCAACUUAGGAAAAACCAAACACUUGAGAGGUUCCAUGAGUUUCUAAAGCAGGAGAAUGAGGUUGGAAACAUAACAAGGCAGGAAGCUGUUAGCAUGGUACCUCCAUUAUUUUUGGAUGUGCAUCCAGAUCACCAUGUCCUUGACAUGUGUGCAGCUCCGGGAUCUAAAACUUUCCAGUUACUUGAAAUGAUACACCAAUCAAUCAAACCUGGACUACUUCCAAAUGGACUGGUGAUAGCUAAUGAUGUUGAUGUUCAAAGAUGCAAUCUUCUUAUCCAUCAAACAAAAAGGAUGUGCACUGCCAACUUGGUAGUAACAAAUCAUGAAGCACAACAUUUCCCUACUUGUUCUUUCAUGAAGGACCAUGAGGAGAUUUUUAAAGGAGAGGAAGAGCUUAGUAAAAGUAAUUUGCAGUUCGAUCGUGUUUUGUGUGAUGUUCCUUGCAGUGGCGAUGGCACGCUUCGGAAGGCUCCUGAUAUCUGGAGGAAAUGGAAUGCAGGAAUGGGUUCUGGGCUUCAUCGUCUUCAAGUUGAGAUUGCAAUGCGUGGCAUAGCUUUACUUAAAGUGGGUGGAAAAAUGGUUUAUUCUACCUGCUCAAUGAAUCCAGUUGAAAAUGAGGCUGUUGUAGCAGAGGUUCUUCGGAGGAGUAGAGGAUCAGUUAAGCUUCUUAAUGUCUCCAAUGAGCUAGCUGAGUUGGUCCGCCGUCCUGGUCUUAAAACAUGGAAGAUAAAAGAUAAAGGUCUUUGGCUAGCUUCUUAUAAAGAUGUACCCAAGUACAGGAGGAAUGUGGUUUUACCAAGUAUGUUUCCUUCUGGACAAAGUUAUGGAGAGACUGUUAUAUCUGGUGAUCUUCAAAAGAAGACAGAGAUUGUUGGAAGUAACCCUGGGGAAGAGAAAGGUGAGAGAAUGAGUCAUCCAGAAAAUGUAGGUACACAGUGCCAAACCAUGUGUGAAAAUUUGGAAAAAAUUGCAGCACCAACUGACACUUACCAAGCUGAAAGUAAACCAGAGGAAGUUUCCAGCAAAAUCGUCUCCAGUGAAAAACUUGAUGGUGAUUCUGAGGAAAUUUCUGGAUUUCCACUUGAAAACUGCAUGAGAAUACUGCCUCAUGAUCAAAAUACUGGAGCCUUUUUCAUUGCUGUUUUCCAGAAGCUUUCUCCAUUGCAGGUGUUUCCGAUUAACCUUGUAAGACAAUCAACUGAAAGUAGACACCAUCCCUCAGCUAAGAUCAGUGAGAAUCUCGAUGAUGAACCUAAACAAGAAAUAAAUUUAUCUAAUGUUCAAGAUGAGCACAACAAUGCUGCUGCUUUAGCAGGUUCUACUGUUGAUAUAGCAGUCAAGCAAUCUACGGAUAUAUCAGUAAAUGAUGCUGCAUGUACCAAAGAUGAAGGUUUCGUUGAAGCAGGAGUGUCAAACAAUAAGGAGAUUGCCCCAGCUGAAAUAAAGGAGGUAAAGGGAAAGUUACAAACUCAAGGCAAAUGGAGAGGAAUUGAUCCUGUUGUAUUCUUCAAAAAUCAAACAAUUAUUAAUAGUAUAAGAUCAUUCUAUGGCAUCUCAGAAUCAUUUCCACUUGAAGGUCAUCUUGUGACUCGGAAUAGUGAUUCUAAUCAUGUGAAGAGGAUAUACUAUAUAUCAAAGUCAGUUCACAAUAUUCUACAGCUAAAUAUCCAAAUUGGAGAGAGACUAAAGAUAACAUCUGUUGGUCUUAAGAUUUUUGAGCGACAAAAGUUAAAUGAUGCAUCAUCACCUUGUUCUUUCCGGUUGUCAUCAGAAGGAUUGCCGUUGCUGCUCCCAUAUAUCAGCAAACAGAUCUUAUGUGCAUCUUUAGCUGACUUCCAGCACCUUCUACAGUACCGGACCAUAAAAUUUGCAGAUUUUGUAGAUGCUGGUUUUGGUGACAAGGUAUCAAGUUUGAUAUCAGGGUGCUGUGUCAUAAUUCUGAAAGAAGGCGAUCAAACUACCGAUGACAUUGUGGUAGAUGCCUCGACGAUUGCUACAAUUUGCUGGAAAGGCAAGACAAACCUGAGCAUCUUGCUCUCCCCGGCCGAUGGUCAAGAACUUCUUGAAAGACUCGCAGUGCGUUUUGGAAGCUGGCCAAGCACUUUGUCCGAACAACAUGAGGUUGCCGAUAUCGAAAUUGAUGAAGUGGAGAACUUGAGCACUGGAAGUAUGAAGGAUUAUGAUGCAGUUGAUGAAGACAUUGCUUCCUAAUAGGAUAAUGGAGAUGCCUGGAGCGUUGAAGCAGCAGAUUACUGUGGAUUAAGCAAAACUGACUCCUGUUCCACUAAUGGCUGAGUUUUGCAUGUUUUAGGCACAACAAGGCUAUUGCAAUUAACCACACAGUUUCAAGAGUCCUUGAGACUUUUGCCACUUGCACUCAAUGCGCUUUAUGAUAUGUAUUCCAUUAUGUUGUUAAACUUAAAAGAUAUAAAUUUGCUAUUGCAACAUCCAUCAAUUAGUUCUUGAAUCUGAAUUUUUUGUGACA
Messenger RNA from Musa acuminata AAA Group (dessert banana), 2992 nucleotides. Its product is annotated as multisite-specific tRNA:(cytosine-C(5))-methyltransferase-like. The transcript has 15 exons. NCBI's taxonomy places the organism in Eukaryota, Viridiplantae, Streptophyta, Magnoliopsida, Zingiberales, Musaceae. Gene Ontology annotation, biological process: RNA methylation. The coding region runs from base 85 to 2718 and encodes 877 amino acids. The record is from RefSeq and is a predicted model, not a curated record. Gene Ontology annotation, molecular function: tRNA (cytidine-N5)-methyltransferase activity; RNA binding.